GUGGACUUAGAUUAGAUUAGAUUCGUUUGGUUCUGUCUUUUGGAUUGUGCGACUGCGAUGCGAUUAAUAGAAGAAUCUGUUUGUCCCAUGAAUGAUCACCACUCUGACCUGACCUGACCAGUGACCAUUACUUGCUUUUUUUACUUCCUUUUUUUACUCUGUAAACUCUUAACACAGUCUUGCAGUUGCAGACAUAUAAACUGAAUUUCAUUCGUAAAGCUUUCGUUUUUCUUUGAUUCCGGAUAUAUGGGUUGCUUCUCGUGUUUCGAUUCGACUUCAACACAGGAUCACAACCUCAAUUCUCAGCUGGAUCAGGAUCAGAAUCAGAAUCAGAAUCAGGAUCAGGAUCAGGAUCACCGUAACCGUAACCGUAACCGUAACCAGCACCAACCCAAUCCAACCCUCCCUUCUCAUAUUUCCAGAUUGCCCUCUGGAGCAGACAAGUUACGGUCCAGAAGUAAUGGAGGUUCCAAAAGGGAACUGCCCCCUCUCAAGGAUGGACCCGCUGUCCAAAUUGCUGCUCAAACUUUUACUUUCCGUGAACUUGCAGCUGCAACAAAAAACUUUAGACCAGAGUCCUUUGUAGGGGAAGGUGGUUUUGGAAGGGUGUACAAAGGAAGGCUGGAAAGCACGGGUCAGAUAGUUGCUGUUAAACAAUUGGACAAAAAUGGUCUUCAGGGUAAUCGAGAAUUCCUUGUAGAGGUUCUCAUGCUCAGUCUUCUACAUCAUCCAAACCUUGUGAACCUCAUUGGAUACUGUGCGGAUGGGGAUCAACGCCUCCUCGUUUAUGAUUUUAUGCCAUUGGGAUCAUUGGAAGAUCACCUUCACGAUCUUCCCCCUGAUAAGGAACCACUAGAUUGGAACACUAGGAUGAAAGUAGCUGCUGGUGCUGCUAAAGGAUUAGAAUACCUGCAUGAUGAGGCAAAUCCUCCUGUCAUUUAUAGAGACUUCAAAUCAUCUAAUAUAUUACUUGGUGAAGGAUACCACCCAAAGCUUUCUGACUUUGGUCUUGCAAAGCUUGGUCCUGUUGGUGACAAAUCACACGUUUCUACCCGUGUGAUGGGAACUUAUGGUUAUUGUGCUCCUGAGUAUGCUAUGACCGGACAACUGACUGCAAAGUCAGAUGUAUAUAGUUUUGGGGUGGUCUUCUUAGAGCUGGUUACUGGCCGUAAAGCAAUCGAUAGCACCCAGCCCCAUGGAGAACAAAACCUUGUCAAAUGGGCACGUCCACUGUUUAAUGACCGCAGGAAAUUUUCAAAGUUGGCUGAUCCAAGGCUGCAGGGGCGAUUUCCCAUGAGGGGUCUUUACCAGGCUCUAGCUGUGGCAUCAAUGUGCAUUCAAGAAUCAGCUGCUACACGUCCUAUGAUUGGAGAUGUGGUGACAGCCCUCUCUUAUCUGGUCAACCAGGCAUAUGACCCUAACAAUGCUGGGAAUGAUAAAAGGAACAGAGAUGAUAAAGGUGGAAGAAUAAUGAAAAAUGAUGAAGCUGCAGGAUCUGGACGCAGAUGGGAUUUGGAAGGAUCCGAGAAAGAUGACUCCCCACGAGAAACUGCGAGGAUGUUAAACAGAGAUCUUGAUAGAGAACGUGCCGUGGCUGAAGCCAAGAUGUGGGGAGAGAACUUGAGAGAAAAAAGAAGACAAAGUGUGCAGCAGGGCAGUUUUGAUGGUUCUAACGCUUAAUUUAUUUUUGUGCAAAUCCCAGCAGCUUCUUCUAUAUCUUGGAUUGCUUAGUUUUCUGACUUAUGGCUAAGGAAGGUGCAAAAUAUGGGUAGGUCAUCUUUCUUUGAACUGAUCUAGAGCAAUCUGGAUAGCCAUUUUGGCCACAGAAUGGGGUCUAAUUUAUUUAGAAUCUGGCUAGCUGCCAUUUCUUGCCAUGGCUGCAACAUAAAUGAACGUGGUAUAAUAUCUUUUCUAACAUAACCUUUUGGGCACUUUUUUCCCCCCUUAUUUCUUUUCUGUACCUUUACCUCUUGAACACGAGCAUAAUCGAGGGUGUACAUUAAUUGCUAGAACUAGUCAUGGUUUUUGUGUCGUAAAAGCUUUGGUAGAUUCUUUGUAGUAUGUUUAUGAUAAUCUCAGU
Molecule: messenger RNA, 2080 nt
Organism: Gastrolobium bilobum
Lineage: Eukaryota; Viridiplantae; Streptophyta; Magnoliopsida; Fabales; Fabaceae
Product: serine/threonine-protein kinase PBS1-like
Exons: 5
Coding region: 247-1680 (477 amino acids)
Biological process (GO): protein phosphorylation
Molecular function (GO): protein kinase activity; ATP binding
Source: RefSeq, a predicted model, not a curated record